AUGUCGAACGCACGAAUGAAUGAGGUAGAAGAGGAUGACGAUGAUACGGCUGACAUUGUCGAGCUCAAUGAUGAUGAUGAUGAUGACGUUAAUAAUGAUAAUGAUCCCGAAGAGCUCAUUCGACAAGCAUGCACGAACCUGCAAGUAGAGUACAAUAUUAUGCUGUCCCCUACGUAUCAAGUCCCGAUCCUGUAUUUCUUCCUGCACGACACCAAAAACGACAGCAGUGGCAAGUCUGCUAAAAGUCCAGAUCGUCAUCUGGAUCUAAUUUACAAUCGUAUUGUUCCCGCACCGUAUCGAUCGGAACUAAAAAGCGUUGGCAUAUUGGGCGGUCUGAGCAUCGGGAUGCAUUGA
Messenger RNA from Histoplasma capsulatum G186AR, 354 nucleotides. RefSeq lists its product as uncharacterized. Gene Ontology annotation, molecular function: ubiquitin-like protein transferase activity. Bases 1 to 354 code for a protein of 117 amino acids. Lineage: Eukaryota; Fungi; Ascomycota; Eurotiomycetes; Onygenales; Ajellomycetaceae. The record is from RefSeq and is a predicted model, not a curated record. The transcript has 4 exons.